CUCAGUUUGGAUUCUUUCAAUUCUCAGUGACUUUCUCGGCACCAUUUGGGGAAAUCUUUAAACAAAUUCACACUUUUCCACAAUCUGCUGUGAGCCAAAGUAAGAGCUGGUCCAUAGGGAAAUGUGAAACCGUGCGUAAAAGUGACGACCAGACCGCAGAAACUAGCAUUUAUAGAGGAAAGUUUACCCGCUGAAAUCACAAGUGUCGCCACCUGCAGUUUGCUAUUUCAGUGCACGUGUUCCUUCCGAGGAUGACAAUCAGAUGAGCGAAGGGCUGCUGUUCAGGUGGGUUGAACCCUCCGCUGGAAGAGAUGUCCUUUACGCACCACCUCCCUCUGCUUCUGCUCGGCUUCAUCCAUACGGUUAAUGGAAGGUUUCCUCACUGCGUGCUCUUCUGGGAGAUGCAGAGAGCCAGAGGAGAGUGUCAGACACAGCUUCAACAGCAGAUGCCAACUACUGCAGGAUGUCUAGGGGAGUGGAACAACGUGUCGUGUUGGCACAGCGCAGCAGUCGGCGAGGUGCUGACCCUCCCUUGCCCCUCCCCUUUCCUGCGAUUUUUUGGCAAGAAUGGAAACCUCAGCAGGAACUGCACAGAGAAAGGCUGGUCCUCUGUCUACCCCGACAUCCGUGUCACCUGCUCAUCAGACAUCACAGAAAGACCUAAAGAGCUGGUCUUCUACAAAAUGGUACAGAUUCUGUCCACUCUGGGCCACAGCCUGUCGCUCAUCACCCUGCUCACCAGCACUGUCAUCAUCUGUUUGUUCAGGAGGCUCCACUGCAUGAGGAACUACAUCCAUUUAAACUUGUUUGUGUCCUUCAUGCUGCGAGCUGUGGCUGUUCUGAUCAAAGACACCCUGCUCUUCUCAGAGGAUGAAACUAUCGACUGCAGCACGCAACCCUCACUGGUGGGCUGCAAGGCCAGUCUGGUGUUCUUUAACUACUUCGUCAUGGCUAACUUCUUCUGGCUGCUGGUGGAAGGUCUCUACCUGCACAUGCUGCUGCUUGUCAACCACACCUACUCCACCCACCUCUCCAUCUACAUGGUCAUCGGCUGGGGAAUCCCUUUUGUUUUCAUGGUGGCUUGGAUCAUAAGUAGGAUAAACCUGGAGGAUACAAGCUGUUGGGAGAUUAAUGACAAUCCUGUCCCUGACAGACUCAUGAACUGGCCCAUAAUGGCGUCUGUCAUUGUAAGUUUCAUUCUGUUCAUCAGCAUCAUUCGCAUCCUGGUACAGAAACUGCGCUGUGCUGAUGUCGGAGGAAACGAACAGUCGCAGUACAGGCGCCUGGCUAAGUCCACCCUCCUGCUGAUCCCUCUGUUUGGAGUGAACUACGUGGUGUUUUGCUACCUUAUGGAGCCAGCUGAUAAAACCUUGGAGCAAAUCAAGAUUUUCUUUGACCUCGGCCUUGGAUCCUUCCAGGGUCUGAUUGUAGCUGUCCUCUACUGUGUCCUCAACAGCGAGGUUCAGAGUGAGCUGAGGAGGACAUGGAGGAGUUUAUCUCUGAAACGUUGUGUGGGACAGGACUACAGGCUCCGCUCUAUGUCAGCCAACCGGAAUGAAACUGAAAACUCCACACAGUUUCCCAGAAACAUCAGAGCUCAGUCCAUCCUGCAGACUGAAACCAGCAUGCUCUGACCAGGAACGGAUAUGAAGACAGAGCAAGCACUGAAAACUGUGACCACUUGAGGGGAGAAUGACAUCACAAUAUGCUGCCGACGUGCCUGUAUCCGGAUGAAACUUCACAAUAUCAAGUGAUCAUUUUAACGCUUUGUGCCAACCAAAGAGAGAAAAACAGGACAGUGAUGAAUGGCAUGCCACAGUGCUGUCAAGUAAAAUUAUAUUUUAUUUUUUUAACUACCCCAGUGAAUGGCUAAAAGAGAAUUACCAGAUGUUAUCUGCCUUUAACCUAGCGAAAGAUCAAAAACCAUUGACAUUUUUAUUGGUGGUAAACAUUUACUGCAUAUAUAGAUAUACUGAUACAGAAUCCCAGUUUUCCUGGUCUUUUUGCAGAUUCAUUGCCAUCUUUCCUCACUGUCUAGAUCCACUUUUGUCUUUUUAAAGUCUUAGUUUGGCAGCUUUUAAAACAGGUCUGGGUUCUUAAUCACUUUUGUAGAGCAUCCCAUCACAGGUGAAGACAGUGAGGUACCUUUAUGCAUUACAAAUUUGAGUGGAGACCAUGUUUUCCCUCUGCUGUGGGCAGGACCUACUUUGAAGACAUUUUUGAAGAGUGAUUCUCAAUAUUUAAAGUGAGUCAUAACACAGGAAGUCCAACCCAAGGAUCCUUUUACAGACAUAUCAUUCCCAGCUGCAGAGACUGAAUUUCAAGCCUGCAAAAGAGAAACAUGACUUGUCCUAGUGUAUUUACCUCCUGGAGUGCAUUCUAAGGAUCCCUGAACUCAAAUCUUUGCAGAACCAAAUCUCAGAAGAAAACAAAAUCAUUUAAAUUAUCCUCAAUGUAACACAAUUUCAUAAGAUUAUCUGUCAUGCUGUCAUAAUAUCUGUCAUAUUACAUCCAUUUCCCCGGCAGAGAGCCAGUGUAAGCUGUGGUGCAGCUGUUACUACCCCUACUGGUCAUUUUUAAUGUAACAUAUUAACAAUUUUCAGAACAUAUUUUUCAUUUUGUAAUGUGAAAGGUUUGCAGAGUUAUAAAGCCCAAAAAUCCCACAGAAGGAAGUUCCUCUCUCCCAGAGAAAAUACUGAUUAUUACUCUACUGAUCGUGAUAACAGCUAUAGUUGUGAUAAUAAAUUUAUCCUGUUCAAUUGAUGCUUUCUUCAGCAUAGACAGCUAUAUAGCCUCUCAACUCCAUGUCAAGUUUCCGUAAGUCUAAAAGGCAGUGAGCAGUGAAUGUCACACAGAUGUGUGUGGCCACCAAGUGUCUUAUUUGAAAUCCUCUUCGUGUUCGUCUGUGUGGUCUCACACAGUUUUCCAUGUGUGAUAAGAUUGCAACACAACUUUGAACUUUGUAUCAUGGUUCAGUUCCAUCAUAUUUUCUUAAAGCCAACGUGCCACACUCAGGCGACAUCUCUGUGGUGUCUCUGCAGAUGCAGUUGCAUGGCAAAACUAGCAGGUAAGUCCACAAAAUUCAAACUGCUUUUGUUACUGUAACAUUUACUGUAAAAUCCAAAAUACUUCCAAAGACUGGUUUCUCUUAUUUUUAUUUUUGACGUGGUUCCCCUCCUAUAAGUUAUUGCUUAUGAGUUCCCUUCAUUUUUGUUGCAAUGUAGCAAACCUAGCAUUAGUUUAUUUUGCUGAGAUAUUACCAGGGCAUGCCUUAGGUGAGCUGAUACCAGAGCGCCCUCUGCUGGAUCACAAGGGAGAAGAUGGCCGAACAACCAUCUCUGCAGGCUUUGGUCUAAAUUUGAAAUGGGUUACUGACACCUGACGUUUCCCCUCAUUUGGCAAACAUAUUGUGACAAAAUGUUUGUUUUGGGGGUAUUUUUGUUAAUUUUUUUGUAUGCUUAAAUACAUUUAUCUGUUUUUCAAUUUUAUCAUCUCACAACCUCUUGGACUUAUCUUUUAAGCCCAGUCUGGGAAUCAACAUCCUGAUGGGAAGAUCAUAAUUAGCCGUUUCUAGGUAAAAGCUCAGGAAAUGUACAAAUGACUGAAGCUCUUGUUAUUAUUAUUAUUUUCUUUUAAUGUGUUAAAGCAUUUUUCAUAUAUUCUGAUUUGUGAAGAAUGCAUACAUUUACAAAUAUGGGUGUUUGAAGAGCAAAUUGUGAUAAAUAUGUUUGUACUGAUAAACUAUCUUUGAUUCACCUAGAUUUUUUUUUUUAACCAUUAUUAUUUUAAAGAGGAUUAGAAACCGAAUCAGAAAUCGCUUUCAUCAUUUGCUAUGUUUGUCUAGUAACCUAAUCAGACAAAGGUUUGGUUAGGUUACUAGGAAAAAAAAAAUCAAACUAAGAGCUUUAUUUCAGUUUCUUUUCAGCUGUCAGUCAACCAAAAACCACAUCUUUGCCUUGUACAAGAAAGCAUUUUUAUGAUGUAUCAUUUGUUUUUUUUUCCACAGUUGGACUUGUUGUAUUUAUAAGAGAUACCGAGCACUGAUAUUGAUCUGUAAGCUUCUGAAUUCAGCUGUAACUCCAUGUUUGAUGUAUAAAACUUUGACCAUUCAGCAGAAGUCAAAUUGUCUCUUUAACAACACACGUUGCAUAUAAAUGCAUUCAUGAGUUAAGAUCUGAAAAAUGUAUUUUUAUUGUCUGUGAAUGUUUUUUAUGCUUAGCCUUAAUAUGUAAGCAUUAUUCAAUGUUCGUUAUUUUAGUAGAAGAAUGUGAAUAAAUUUAUUCAGUAGUAUACAUCAUUAAUAUUGAAAACUCUUAGCAGCCAGAGCAGCAGUAACAAAGCUUAACACAAUAUGAAUCUUACAGGUGAUGAUAACUAAAACAUAGGUGAAAAACAUAAUCUGUUAGCGCUAUAAUAGCUACCCUUUGAGGCAGUAAUAAAGUCUGAAAAGGAAAUGCUACACAUUUUGUCUACACAAUGUUUAGCAAGCUCAA
This is a messenger RNA of Melanotaenia boesemani (Boeseman's rainbowfish), 4493 nucleotides long. RefSeq names its product vasoactive intestinal polypeptide receptor 2-like. Bases 312 to 1634 code for a protein of 440 amino acids. Gene Ontology annotation, biological process: cell surface receptor signaling pathway; adenylate cyclase-modulating G protein-coupled receptor signaling pathway. The record is from RefSeq and is a predicted model, not a curated record. Gene Ontology annotation, cellular component: plasma membrane. NCBI's taxonomy places the organism in Eukaryota, Metazoa, Chordata, Actinopteri, Atheriniformes, Melanotaeniidae. The transcript is spliced from 13 exons. Gene Ontology annotation, molecular function: vasoactive intestinal polypeptide receptor activity; peptide hormone binding; G protein-coupled peptide receptor activity.